AUGACAGCUUUAAAGCGACUUCAACACCCUCAGAUGUACACCGUCGGGUGGAUCACCGCACUUGACAAGGAGCUCACUGCAGCACAGGCUGCACUUGAAGAAAGGCACCAGAAGCCGGAAAACUUCAGAAAGCACCCAAAAGACACAAACAGCUACGUUUGGGGUCGCAUCGGAGAUCACAAUGUUGUCAUCGCAUCGCUGGCCGCUGGAAAGUACGGCACCGUGUCCGCAGCGACGACCGCGUGGAGCAUGAUCAGCUCUCUUCCGCACCUUCGGUUCGGCCUCAUGGUCGGUAUUGGCGCCGGUAUUCCCAGGCUAGCAGACAACGUUGACAUCCGCCUCGGUGAUAUUGCCGUCAGUCAGCCAACUGGCACCAGCCCGGGAGUCGUGCAGUACGAUAUAGGGAAGCUGGAAGACGACGGCCAGUUCAAACGGGUCGGUUCUCUCGCCCCUCCGCCCGAGGUCCUUCUCAAAGGAUUGGCAGCACUGAAAGCCGAACAUAGACUCAAGGGACCUCGAGUACGCGACAUCCUGGACGAUAUGCUCCAGCGCCAUCCGCGACUAGCAGAAGAGUCAGAUGACGCUGCGUUCGUUCACCAAGGGGCACAAAACGACCGGCUGUUCGAAGCUUCCUCGGUACACGUUGAACGCCCGGACCCGCAAAGCACAACGAGAGCUUGUGAGCAUUGCGAUCCUAAGAAGGAAAUACGACGACGAGCACGCCGUUCUAUAGAUCCCGUAGUUCACUAUGGCGUUAUUGCUUCUGGCAACUCAGUUGUAAAGGAUGGCAUUUCCCGGGACGACAUUACACGGCGACUCGGGUGCAACAGCAUCUGCUUUGAGAUGGAGGCAGCUGGUCUGAUGGAUAAUUUUCCAUGCCUCGUAAUCCGAGGAAUCUGUGACUAUGCAGACACCCAUAAGAACGAUCGGUGGCAGAACUAUUCCGCAGCAACAGCCGCCGCAUUUGCAAAGGAGUUGCUAGAAGUCAUCGACAGCGAUGAUGUAGAGAGAGCCUCGAGAAUUGAUGAAGUCAUAGAACAGCAUUACUUACAUUACGUCGCAGUUCAUGAAGAUGUUUCUCAAAUCCGUUCAAUAACAAACGACAUGCAUCAAAGCCUCCAUUCUCGGGAAGUUAUGAGAUGGCUCUCGCCGCCGGACCCAUCAACAAACGACAACAAGGCCUUGCAACAACGCCAUGAAGGCACAGGCCAGUGGUUGCUAGACAGUGAAGAAUACUUGAAAUGGAAAACAACGCCAAACUCCUCUUUAUGGCUUUAUGGCAAUCCAGGCUGUGGAAAGACAAUCUUGAGUUCGAUCGUUAUCAAGGACCUUCGCACCCAAUCUUGCUCUCAAAGUCUCCUCUACUUUUACUUCGACUUCACUGACACCAGCAAGCAGUCGCUCGAGAAAGCGAUUCGGUCGCUUAUCGCUCAGUUGUACAGCCAAAGUGAGGAUGUCCAGACGCCGCUGGAUACACUUUGUUCUACUUACAAGGGCCACUCACGGCAGCCCAGUAUUGACGUGCUCAUAUCGACCUUCGAGUCAAUGGUUCAGAAGAUUGGCGAAGUAUGGAUCGUACUGGAUGCACUUGACGAAUGCCAGACGAGAACUGCCCCAAAGAACGAAGGUUUGCUGUGUUGGGUCCAAAGCAUUCUCAACUCAUCACAAGCCAACGUUCACCUUCUUCUCACGAGUCGCCCUGAUCACGAUAUCAAAACCGAAUUGGAGAAAUUUGUAAACGAUCAGAUCCUUCUCCAGAGCGACCUUGUCACGAAAGACAUACGUGUAUAUUAUAUGAUAGCUGUCUUGAUUUCUAUUGCUAAAUUGAACAGGUUUCGCUGGGUCUCAUGUCAACUCGAGGCGCUCGAAAAAUGCCCCGAUCCUCUUAGUCUUCGCAAAACGCUGCAAUCGUUACCAAGAACGCUAGAUGAGACAUACGCCCGAGUCCUAAGUAAGAUACCGCCCGAACACGAGCAGAAUGCGAAGCGGAUCCUACAGUUUCUUGCUUUUUCCGAACGACCACUCCGAAUCGAAGAAGCCGUCGAUUUAAUUGCCGUAGCCACUGAGAGCAAGCCAAGGUUUGAUGCAAAGAACAGAAUGCCAGAACCAAGCGAAAUAUCCCUCUACUGUCCAAGUUUAGUAGCCAUUGUCUCUCGAGGCGGUAAAGACGGAGGAAAGAAAGUCAAAGAGAUGCAGCUCGCGCAUUUCUCUGUCAAGGAGUACCUGAUAUCCGACCGUCUAGAGACAAAUGUCUCGGAAAGCUUUAGAGAGCCACUAGCCAGAGCCUCUAUCGUAGAAAUAUGCCUGGUAUACCUGCUAGAGUUAAAUCACAGCCUAUCUCUCUCCAACAUUAGGCAAUCAUAUCCGUUCGCGCAGUACGCUGCCCGUUACUGGAUGAAUCAUGCCAUCCAAACUGAGGGCAGCAAAAUACACCAUCUCAUCAAAGAGUUUUGCCUACACAAAGACUCCCCUAAAACUUGCUACCGACUUUACAGCCCAGACAGACCAUCGGAAAAAGAGCCAAAAAGUUUUCUGAGAGAAAAGACUCCCUUACUGUACUAUGUAUCAUAUGGAGGAAUUGUGUGCGCAGUUGAAGAAGUAUUAAAGAAUGGGGCGGACGUCAACGCUCAGGGCGGGAGGUACGGCAACGCUCUGCAAGCCGCUUCAGCAGAAGGCCACACAGACAUUGUCCACAUCCUUAUCAACAAGGGAGCAGACGUCAACGCCCAGGGCGGCAGGUAUGGCAACGCUCUACAAGCCGCUUCGCAGAGAGGCCACACAGACAUCGUCCACAUCCUCAUCAACAAGGGAGCGGAGGUGAACGCCCAGGGCGGCAGCUGGUAUAGGGACGCUCUUCGAGCCGCUUCAGCAGAAGGCCGCACAGACAUUGUACACAUCCUCAUUGACAAGGGAGCAGACAUCAACGCUCAGGGCGGGAGGUACGGCAACGCUCUGCAAGCCGCUUCACAAGGAGGCCACACAGACAUCGUCCACAUCCUCAUUGACAAGGGAGCAGACGUUAACGCCCAGGGCGGCAGCUGGUAUGGGAACGCUCUGCAAGCCGCUUCACAGGGAGGCCAUGCAGACAUCGUCCACAUCCUCAUCAACAAGGGAGCAGACGUUAACGCCCAGGACGGCAGCCGGUAUGGGAACGCUCUUCAAGCAGCUUCACAGGGAGGCCACACAGAUAUCGUCCACAUCCUUAUCGAGAACGGCGCCAAUGCCAGUGUCGCCAACAAAGACGGGCAGACGCCAAUAUACAUGGCAUCACAGAAUGGACAUAUCGAGGUGGUCAAGCUGCUUCUUAAUAAUGGGGCUGAUGCUAGUGUCGCAAACAAAGAUGGGCAGACGUCAAUACAUAUAGCAUCACAGAAUGGUUAUAUUGAGGUGGUCAAGCUGCUUCUCGACAAGGGGGCUGAUGUCACUGUUCCGGAUCACAAUGGAUGGACGCCGCUCAUUUGGGCAUCAAGCAACGGCCACCUCGAAGUCGUCAAGCUGCUUCUCGACAAGGGAGCCGACGUCACUGUUCUGGAUCACAAUGGAUGGACGCCGCUCGUUUGGGCAUCAAGCAACGGCCACCUCGAAGUUGUCAAGCUGCUUCUCGACAAAGGGGCUGAUGCUACUGUAGUGGACUAUUACAACAUAACCCCUCUUUCAGUGGCCUCUAGAGAAGGCCAUACAAGCAUUGCCAAGUUCUUGUUGUCGAGAUAA
Colletotrichum graminicola M1.001 is the source of this 3711-nucleotide messenger RNA. RefSeq lists its product as uncharacterized. NCBI's taxonomy places the organism in Eukaryota, Fungi, Ascomycota, Sordariomycetes, Glomerellales, Glomerellaceae. Gene Ontology annotation, biological process: nucleoside metabolic process; proteolysis. Bases 1 to 3711 code for a protein of 1236 amino acids. The transcript is spliced from 4 exons. The record is from RefSeq and is a predicted model, not a curated record. Gene Ontology annotation, molecular function: protein binding; aspartic-type endopeptidase activity.